This is a messenger RNA of Acaulospora morrowiae, 834 nucleotides long. NCBI's taxonomy places the organism in Eukaryota, Fungi, Glomeromycota, Glomeromycetes, Diversisporales, Acaulosporaceae. The record is from the annotation of a GenBank genome assembly.
AUGGCCAGGGAAGAAUACAGCGUAGUGGUUGAAAUGGACGAUGAUACUCCCAUUUUAAGAGAAGAACUUGAGUUUCAAGAUUUUUCUUCGGGAUCAGGUGUUAAUGGGAAAAUUACCCAAGGCAAACAAACUUCUGCUAGCUCAGGAUUUAACGAUGCAUCGUUUUUUGAGCCACACACAAGUCGGACGGAACAACCAAGGAGCCAACAUCCAUUUUGGGCGGUUGAAUACUAUGCUCAUUACUUCGAUGUGAACACUGAUCAGGUUCUUACGCGUGCGGUAAAGAGUCUUUUUCCUAAAGAAGAAUUUUCUGAGGUGGUUGGGCCUAAUGUCAAUACAGAUUUAUAUGGCCCUUUUUGGAUAUCCACAACUGUAAUAUUCCUACUUUUCGUAACAUCAUCUAUCGCGGGAUCAAUUGCAGCAAUUAUCAAUGGAAAUGAUGAUCAUAGUUAUGACUUUAAAAUUUUGUCCUUUGGUGUUGCUGCCAUUUACACUUAUACCUUCGGGGUCCCCCUCUUUGUAUGGGUUGCUUUAAAAUACUUCGGAUGUAAACCUUCACUUUUAGACACAGUAGGAUUAUAUGGAUAUGGGUUGACCGUGUGGAUUCCAAUUUCAAUUAUCUGCAUUAUUCCUGUUGAAAUUCUGAGAUGGACGCUUGUUAUUACAGGUUUUGCAAUUUCUGGUUUUUUCAUAUCGAGAAACCUUUACUCAGUUUUAUCUACUGCCGAAGCGAAAACCUCCCGUCUAAUUCUGAUCCUCGUGUUAGCAGCUCAUGCCGCAUUUUCGAUGUUGUUAAAAUUUGAAUUCUUUUCUUACUCAACCAAAUUACAUUAA